GGGACCAACCCAGCCACACUCUCACGUCCUUGCACCCCCCUCGCCACUAUGCCUCAACUUGUUGGCAAGGCGCUACUUGCUGGCCUGAUUCCACUCGGAGCUCUGGCCCUCCACGGUUUCGCCGCUUCCAACGGACUAAUCCAAAGGUUCGAGGACCUCAAGGCUGAUCCACUCUUGUCUGACGGCGUCACUCUGUAUUCGACCAAUUACACAUCGUCCGAGGGUUUCAAUGGCCUGCUAAGAACCCUGCUCAACUUCUUCUGGCCCGUCGUCAACGGUCACGAUGCGAGGCUCUCCCUGUACAGCUUCAUGUUUGGUGGGCAGGGAGUGGCACUGAUGAUGCUGAACUUGCUCGAAGGCAUGCGCCACGGGAACAGGGGUCUUAUGGUGAGCUUUAUCACCAUCUACGGCAUGCUGUACAUGGUGGUGGGCCUAGCUGUCAUGGCGCCGUUGUAUCUGCUGCUGCAUCUGCUCACGUCUCCGACGGCGCACAAGCCAAACAAGACGAAUGUAGCGAUCAGUGGCACCUCGGCUCAGGGCGCCAUCUUCGGGACCUUGGCAGGGUACAUCAUGCCCAAUAUUCUAAUGUGUCUGCCUGUGGCUUCUGUCAUCUCUGUCGAGUCCAAGGCCCUAGCUGUUGUGCUGUGGCAAGCAGUACCCUUGUGGUCGGCGUGUUGUGCCCUAGCUUGGUCCACACUAGCUCCCAAAACGGCGAGAAAGAAUGGCAAAGAGCCAGAUGGCACGGCUUAUGUGCGUGCUGCUUAUCAAUUCGGCGUUGUCGUGGCAGGGAUCAGUCAUGUUUCUACAUUGGCAGUAUCAUUCGCAGCAUGGCUCAGUCCAGGCAUCUUCAACCCAGCGGUAGCAUCCACCCUGGCGCCACUUGGCCUACUCCUACCCCCAAACCCUCUAGACAGAGCCACUACUAUCACUUCCUUCUUGCAAGGGGCGACAUGGUUCCUUCAGUGGGAUUACACCAUGAUGUCCGCAGCCUACAUGGUCUGGUCCUUGACACUGCGAUAUGCAUCAACGUCCGCACGGAGAAGGGCCGAUUCCCUGGCACUGCCCAAGUUGUUAGUGUCAGUUUUUCUCAGGGCCACACUUCUUGGGCCUAUAGGCGCAACGCUGAGUCUUGUGUGGGAAAGAGACGAAGAGGCUUGGAAGACGAGUGAGCCAGGUACUGGGCAGCAGAAGACUAGGAAAAGCAGAUAG
Messenger RNA from Emericellopsis atlantica, 1209 nucleotides. RefSeq lists its product as uncharacterized. The record is from RefSeq and is a predicted model, not a curated record. Lineage: Eukaryota; Fungi; Ascomycota; Sordariomycetes; Hypocreales; Bionectriaceae. The coding region runs from base 49 to 1209 and encodes 386 amino acids. The transcript has 2 exons.